GGAUUCCUCCGCCACAUCGUUACUAUGGGCGUGGAGGCGAUGUAGCCUGUGAAACCCUAUGGCUAGAAAUAAAAAGGUUUUUGCGUAAGAAAAUUUGAGGGAUUCCGAACAGCAGCGACGCUAAAAACCCGUGUUUCAUUCUAUACAUAUUGAAUGAACACGCAAAAGCCGCGGUUUCGGAUAAAUGAACCGUUCUGUGUAAGACGGAGCGCAUAGAUACCGCAAAGCGUUUCUUAUUCUAUAAGGAGGGGGAAAAAAGACGAGGCAAAUGGUGGUCUACGGUUCUGUCGAGAUGAUUUUCCGGGGAAAAGAGCGACGGUGUUACUUCAGAUAACAGCUGUGAGGAAGAUGACAUCAGAAGUGGUGUUUGAUUUGUGGUGAUUAGUAGCCGACUAGCUGCUUUCAUUGUCGCGGAUGUAAUUACAAGCCAUUUAAUUGGAGUCGCUGAACUGAGCAGACUCUGGGCGUCGUUUUCAUUUCAUUAGCUUUAGGAAGGCAGCUCGAGCGUUUGCCGGUGUUUGCUGACUGGGCAUUAGCUGUAGCUUGUGCGCGUGCAUGUACGCACCUGCCUAAAUUAAGCUAGCUACGUCCAGCUGUAAUUGCACCAAAUGCACGUCAGUUAUCACUCAUUUAUUUUUGCGCAGGCGGCGUAAGCGAAGCGAUAGCAACGCCAGCUGCAGGAGUAUAACCAAGAAGGCGUUCGGUGUUGAUAUUUUUGGUACGUUAUCAGAUCAAUUCAAGUUGUUAAUUCUGGAUAUCGUUGCGCGGUACAGAGUGCGAAAUCGUCCCAUGGUGAACUGCGUCAGAGCGCGCACGCUGCAUGAACUCGGCCGCUGCGCCUCCAUGGUGGAAACGACGCCUCUCCACGUGAACUGGAAUCGAGGCGAAUAUUGUUAAGAAGCACCACGCGGAGAAGAUCAAUUACCAUGGACCCCGGCGGAGGAACCAAACCCGCUGACGGCCCCUCGAUCUCCAAGUGUCCCUCCGUUCCCAAUUCGCAGUGCGAGCUCAACGGGAACAUUUAUGAAUCCGUCAGCGAGGGCUACGUUAAUAAGAUGGACGGCUCGGGCGCGGUGCGAGGUGGCAGCGACCCGAGCGCUUAUCCGCCGCUGUCGAGUUACCGGCGCGCCGCCGGCCAGCGCUUCAUCCGUAGGAGUUUGUGGUUUGCUGACGACGAGCAGACCCACGAGGCUCCUGAAUACGACGUCCGGAGCGAGAUGUCCACUGUUUGUUUGCGAACAAUCGUGGACCGGACCAGGGGCGCUUGGUCAAGCUUACAAGAAGGCUCGAGCACCGAGAGCCAGGCUGGACAAAAGGACAGCGCCACGGAAAGCACGAGCGCCGACGAGGAUAAGGACAGGGCCGGUUCCAAAGUGAACGCGGGUUCAACAAACGGCGGAAAAAGCACCACAAAGACCGCGAGCGAGGAGAACGAGGAAGAGGCCGAGAUGAAAGCCGUCGCCACCUCUCCCAGUGGCCGGUUUCUAAAAUUCGACAUCGAGCUCGGUAGAGGCUCAUUCAAAACCGUCUACAAAGGCUUGGACACUGAGACCUGGGUGGAAGUGGCGUGGUGCGAGCUCCAGGACCGGAAGCUGUCAAAAGUGGAGAGGCAGCGCUUCAAAGAGGAGGCCGAGAUGUUGAAGGGUCUGCAACAUCCAAACAUCGUGCGCUUCUACGACUUCUGGGAAUCUCUGCUCAAAGGGAAGAAAUGCAUCGUUCUGGUGACAGAACUCAUGACCUCAGGGACAUUAAAAACCUAUCUGAAGCGCUUCAAAGUGAUGAAGCCCAAAGUGUUACGGAGCUGGUGUAGGCAGAUCCUGAAAGGCCUUCACUUUCUCCACACACGCGCCCCUCCCAUCAUCCACCGCGACCUGAAGUGUGAUAACAUCUUCAUCACAGGUCCAACGGGCAGUGUGAAAAUCGGAGACCUGGGUCUGGCCACGCUUAAGAGAGCCUCGUUUGCCAAGAGCGUCAUUGGCACUCCAGAGUUCAUGGCCCCAGAGAUGUAUGAGGAGCACUAUGACGAGUCGGUGGAUGUGUAUGCCUUUGGCAUGUGUAUGCUGGAGAUGGCCACGUCAGAAUAUCCAUACUCCGAGUGCCAGAAUGCUGCGCAGAUCUACAGAAAAGUCACCAGCGGGGUGAAGCCUGCAAGCUAUAACAAAGUCAAGGACCCUGAGGUCAAGGAGAUCAUCGGUGAAUGUAUUUGCCAGAAUAAGGAAGAACGCUACUCCAUUAAGGACCUACUGAAUCAUGCCUUCUUUGCGGAGGACACGGGCGUGCGCGUGGAGCUGGCUGAGGAAGAUGACGGAAGGAAGGCCUCCAUCGCGCUCAAGCUGUGGGUGGAGGACCCACGCAAGCUGAAGGGCAAGUACAAAGACGGCGGUGCCAUCGAGUUCACCUUCGACCUUGAGAAAGAGGUGCCCGAAUGCGUGGCUCAAGAGAUGGUCGAAUCAGGUUUCUUUCACGAGAGCGAUGCAAAGAUCAUUGGGAAGUCCAUCCGAGACAGAGUGGCGCUGAUAAAGUGGCGAAGAGAGCGCACAGUGUCCACAGCGGUGCAGAGCGGCACGGCUCAGACCACGCAAGCCCAGGUGUCCCUUGGCGCAGUGCCCACCGUGUGUGAGCCCACUGGUACGAUAGAGCCUGAGGAAACCGAGGCAGACCAGCACGCCAACCUGGCCCAAAUGAGCAGCAACACUACCUCUGUGACAUCUGACAGUGGUAUUGGCUCCAUCAUAUACUCCGACUCCCACAGCAGCAGCUUGCGCAGUGUCAUUUAUCCGUCACUGCAGGAACCUGUUUCCACGGCAGUGCCGCAGUCUCAUGUGACUGGCCCUUUUUUGACACCACAUGACAGUGAAUUUCAGCAGUGGUCUCAUGGUCCUGGCUCUAAAGUACGUUUCCGUCGCCAAAGCACUACCGUGAUCGAAACACUCCGAAACCAUCCAGACAUCCGGUCAGUUCUUCAGUCAGUCAGUCCUGACUCCAACCCAUCACCCCAGCAGGAAUCAAAGGAGAAAAAGAGGAACGAUUCUUUCUCUCUGCAGUUGUUGGUUCCUCCGUUACCAUUUGAUACUCGACGUCACAGUGACUCAUCCACGGUGUUUUCACCCGAGAGCGAGUCCGACGACCCCCUGUUCAAAUCUUGCCGGUGUCAGUGUUGUCUCGAUCAUGCCUGUCUCACACCACAUCCCAUGUGCACAUCCUGCCUAUUGCUGUACUUAUCUAGGAGCAGGACAAGAAAAAUCUCCAGCCCCACUCAAUGUACAUGUGGUGGCCACUCUACAUGUCCAACUGGACUCUUGCCUGGAGCAAGUAGGCACAGAGGCUCUUUCAAUGACCUCUCUGACUUGUCAGAGCUUAACAAAUCCCUGGAAAACAUCACAGGCCACAAACACAUCCCAAAUCCUGCCUUGUUAAGAGUCCCAUCCUUGAUGUCCGAAGUGGGGACGUCCUGGUCGGCGUGCAGUCAUGGUGACGAGCAUGAGAUUACAAAAUCUCGGAGUGGUGAGCAGAUCCCAAAGCCAACAACUCUCCUCAGAGCGAGCGUGUGCAUGGGCGACUGUGAUUUCACGUGCCCGUCCAGCACCCUGGGUCUUCAGAGCCAGCCAGCAUCAGCUGCGUCCAUGCAGGUGCCUGGCCAUCUGUUCCAGCCCUCACAGAGUUAUGUGGCAGCUGUACAAAACCCUAUACCCGUGCAGCCUAGCUACGUGCCUGCAAAUCAGCCAGUGCAGCCGCAGACGUACUCUUCACUGCCCUCCACAGCACAACAGCAAGCAACAAUCAUCCAAUCAGUGCAGCCCAUACCUGCACAGAGUACACCAAGUGUACCCCACAGCUGCACUCUUACAAGACAAUCCGGGCAACCCAUUGUCCAGGGAAGUGCCACAGCACCACAGAGCUAUCCUCCUGGUGUGCAGCAGCUUGCAAGCACACACAUUUUACUACCCUUGCAGCAAGCCGAACCUGGCCAGACGACGCCGGUGUUGCAGCAAGCCGCCCCAAAAAAUGUACUGCCUGAUCAACAUCUGACAAAUGUCCAGAAUCUUCCAGCCUCGCAAUGCAGCAUUUCAGCCUACAGAGCAGUACAGCAUGCCUCCGCUGUGCAGAGCUUUCCGGAAGCUCCAGCACUGCACCUAAGCGUGCAAACGUCUCAGCACGGCUCGUCCGGCGCCGCACCGACGGGCCAAGAAGAUCCUCUUCAAGCCACAACACGGAAGGCUCUUCAUGCUGCAAGCAUGAUCGCUGCUGGAAAAGCAGAUUUCAAAGAACCUGUUAUUCUCAAUGCACCUUUACAAACCGGUUACACGAUUGAAGUUCCAGUUCAACCGGCCCCGACCUCUCAGCCAUCUUUAGUGCAAGUUUCUGCUGCUCAACAAGCGCAAAUCCAUCAGCCGUCCUUGUCUCACCAGCCAGCUCACCUCACGCAGUUAUCCUCAUUGACCCCUGGCCAUUGUGUCAGGGUUCCUCUUCACGGACAUGAUUCCUUUUCCUCAUCAUUUCCUUUUUCUGCGCAGUCAUCCCUCACUCCAAUUUAUCUCUCCGCCGGCCAACCUGUGCCUACCCCUCCCUCUGUUUCACCGGGGCCCGACUCGCAGAUGGAUGGCAGUGUGCCAACGCCCCACCCACUCCUACCCUCUGCUUCCUCUGCACCAACACAGUGUUCCCAACAAGCCUGCGCACCUCCUGUGCUCACGAGUAUAAUACCUACCAUACAGUGCUCCCAACAGGGCUACAGCGUAGCUCCCCAACAAAGCACAAGCUCUGUGGCCACACUUUCUUUGCAUCCCCUCAUGCAGACCACUUCCCCAGUUUACUCAACCCAAGUUACUUCACCCAACACUGCCGCUCUGUCUGCAGGAGCUCCUCCCCUCUUUCAGGCUACUCAGGGAGCUCCCAGCAGCAAUACCCAGUCCCAGAUUGUGCUUCCAGCCCUGGCGAGCUUAUCCCAGAGCUCUGUUCCAGUCCACACCCCACUGACCAUUGCUGUUCCCGUCCAUUCUUCUCAAACAGCUGUCACUGUGGCUCCGCACGCUACCACCAUCCCUGGCCACCAUACACAACCUGCCUCUGCUGCCCAGCUGACUCCUCCUGUCCUGCAAGGCCUUGCACCAGAUCCUUUAAGCACUGGGGAGUCUCUGGAUAUAAACCAGGAACUUCAGGCCUCUGCAGUCACCACCAAAAUGACUCAGCAAACACAGCCAGGCAGCAGCAUCACGACUCCUCACAUUCAGCAGUGCAGUGCUGGUGCAAGCCAGACAGCCACCGAAGUAUCUGCUGAGGAGAGUGCUCUAGAUAAGCAGACAACAGUGGCUGCAUAUGACAGCGUGAACUCUGAUGCCACGUCGGGAAAAGAGAUGAGCGAUGGGAACGAGGGAACGCACGGCGGGAGGAGCGAGUCGAGGGUCCGCAAACACCAUCGCAAAUCCUCUCGCACACGAUCCCGGCAGGAGAAGCCUGGCAAGCCAAAACUGAGCAUGCUCAACGUGUGUAACACGGGGGAUAAGAUGGUGGAAUGCCAGCUGGAGACUCACAACCACAAGAUGGUCACUUUCAAGUUUGACCUCGAUGGAGAUGCUCCAGAGGAGAUUGCAACAUACAUGGUUGAGAACGACUUUAUCUUGCUGCUUGAGAAGGAGAUGUUCAUUGAGCACCUGAAGGACAUAGUGGAGAAGGCUGAGGACAUCCUGAGUGAAGAUGCAGAGGGAGAGAGAGGUUCAGGACAUCUUUCCCAGCCACAUCAGAACCUCAAAGGGGGAACUGGUUUUGAGGGAGCAAAGCCUCAGCAAACGCAGUCUAAUCAAUUGGUAUACCAACAAAAUGUACUUCACACUGGAAAACGUUGGUUCAUCAUCUGCCCUGUGGCAGAGACUGCCAGUAAUGGUGAAGACAAUCUCACAGCCAAAGACCCAGAGGGCACACCUGCAGCUCCAGACGCUAGCAUAGGUGAAGCCAGACCUCUACAGAAUAACCCACCACUGUCUAACACCGCCCCCCUCAGUGCCCCCGAACACCCCCAAACAGCAGACGAUCCUCAAAAGACUCAUUCAAGAGGAAUGUCCAUGGUUGCCGACAUCCCGUGCUGUCCUAUCGCCACUCCCACUUCCCAGGCUGAUAAUGUCCAGGCUGAUAAUGUGAAAACAAAUGUCCCCCCUCCCCAGCCAGCCAGUCACGACCCCAGCCCUGUCUCGGACACGUCUCUGACCCAGGUUCAACCAGUAGUGCUUCAGCAGCCUUUUUCCACCCCUGUUCCACCCCCUACGCAGUCACAGCCUCAGAGCCCUGCCCAUCAAACUCAAGGUCCCCCUGCUUCCACUUCACACACACAGCCAGGGAGUGGACCAGCAGAGUCUGAUGGGGAAGGGCCUCCUAGACUAGAGUUCACUGACAGGACAAUAAAGACGCUUGAUGAGAAGCUCAGGAAUCUUCUGUACCAGGAGCAUAAUCCCUCACAAUCCACGAGUUCCACCUCGGAUCCUCCCGGCUCACCUCCAGUAUCAGACAGCCAAAGCAGCGAUGGACCACUGAGAAGAGGGGAGAUUCUGCCUCAGAUUCCAGAGAGGAUCGAUAGUCUCGGUACCUUGAGUGACUCUGCUGUUGCUCCUUUAAAUAGACAGCCGGCAACUGACUUGGAGGGCAACUCUGACGGACUCUCUACCUCGAAAAGCCGUUUCCAGAUUGCUCCCACGGCACCAGAUAUUGUCCAGAGUUUGGAGCGUGGCAGAAAGAGCCGAACUUCCUGCAGUUCUGUGGCACUUGGACACGCAGGAGACGAGGAUGCAGAUAUCGGCGUUUCCACUGCAGAUGAGAAUGGAGGCCAAACAAUGCAGAUGUGCCAUAGUAAUCGUUACUCAGCGCCUCCAAACCUAUAUCAGGACAUGCUCACCUCCAACGUGGAGGCCGCAACCUCAAUGCCUCACGCUCAUACCUCCUUUUCAAUGGAUGGAGCCACACAGCAUGGCUACCAUCUCUCCACAGAUUCUGGCGAAGAGGACAGCCACAUGAUUCUGCCCCAUAAACCUGCACAGGCCGUUCCCACCCAUUCGGAGCACGUCGGAAGUGAUCUUGUAAAACGGGCUGUAGCUUUCUUCCGUCGCUCUGGUCGCAGCAGCAGUGUGCAGAGCUCCGAUUCUCCCUGUCGUCCACCAGUUCUUAAUGGCCACGCCCCGUGUGUUUCAAGCCAUGCCCACUCCGCAUACGUCAGCAGUGACAAUGACUCGGAGUUUGAGGAUGCUGACAUGAAAAAGGAGCUGCAGAAGCUUAGAGAAAAGCAUAUGAAGGAAAUCUCUGAGCUGCAAGCCCAUCAGAGAAGCGAGAUUGAGCAGCUUUAUUCGCGACUCGGACGCGCCGUGCCUCCUAGCGUGGGAUUCCCGCAUGCUGUGCCCCCAACUGGCCGCCGCCGCAGAACCUCCAAACACAAGCUCAAAGCGGGCAAGCUUCUUAAUCCAACUGUGCAACAGCUCAAAUCCAACCGUGCCAACAGCCCAGCCGAGACCUGUUCCAGCAUGUCGGCAUCCCCAGCUAAAAGCUCAGGUCUAGGUAACAGCUCUGUGGCUUCCAGCAGGGCCACACUGCAGAGUCCAGUGUCUGAACCUCUGCAACCAGUCCAAACCCAGCAGCCAUGCUCGCUCAAAGUCUCACUUUCCUCUGACAACAUCUAUGAUUCAGCCCCACCUGCGCUCCCAGGGCAAGGCUGGACCGUUUACCACCAAACAUCCGAGAGAGUCACCUAUAAAUCUAGUAGCAAACCACGCACUAGAUUCCUCAGUGGACCCGUGUCUCUGUCCAUCUGGUCUACUCUGAAACGACUAUGUCUAGGCAAAGAGCGCAGUAGUAGGUCAUCGCAUUGCAGUGGAACAACUUCAGUAAGCUCAGCAUCCAAUCAGCAAUCAGCACCGUCUCCUGUUGCCAUGCCUGUACCUGAUCCUCAGCCAUUCACAACACUCGCUCAGGCUCAGACCAACAACAGCAAUAACAAAAAGCGGACGUUCACCGCCGACUUGCACAAGCUGGUUGACGACUGGGCAAGAGAGACGCUCAGCGCCGCCCCUCAGCCCCGCCCUUCCCUUAACCAAAUCAAACAGCAGCAACGGAAUCAGGACCUGAAGGGCACGCUGACACACAUGAGUGGAGGCACAGUUCAGAUGAGGGCUUCUGCACCCCCAAAGUCCCUGCCAUUCCAGCUGCCCCUCCCGUGCCCACUUUCAGCUGCUCCGGGUCCCAGCGUGCCACCUGCCCUCAGUAACGCACCCUCACCCGUUCUCCAUCCAUCAUACAUGCUCCCCACUGGCCCUUUUGGAGGGGUAAUGCCAGCUUCUGGGUUUCCAUCCCAGUGGCCUCAGGUCCCCUGUCCAGUUGGCACAAUGGGGCCAGUGAACAUGAUUGGCGCUCCGGGUAUGAUAUCCAUCCCUGCUUUGGUGAACCCUGCACUGCAAUCCUUUCCCAUGGCACUGAAUAGCUCGGAUACCCCCACGUGCAUAGGCAGUGCCAGAACUCUCUAAACAUGCCAUUGUUACUGUACCUGGUGUUCCUCUGUAAUGCAAAGCUUUCUACUAUGUUAUGUAAAUUAGAACUAUGCCGAUCAUCCAGUGAUUCCCUGGUUAUUACAGUAACUUCCUACUUAGCUGGUUCUGUUGGCUGGUAAUCAAUCACUGUCUGUCACAGACACGCUACGAUGUGCAGGUUACCCAAGCUUGCACACUGCACCUACAGUACCCAUAGUCCUGUCGCAUUGGUCCAGUGUUAUUGAUGUCAGCAACAGUCUGUAUUUGACCGCAGACACAUCUGUACAUAGCCUCAGAGCUUGUAAAUAGUGUCUGUGUGCGUGUGCUUGAACAAGUGCAAAAGCAUUUGUCUGGCCUUUAUUCUACAGCCAUAGUGACAUCAUUUUAUGGUCUGUAUCUGUCGAGUCUUUUUCACAACAGCUCAGCAAUCACCGUUUGCUAAGGCUAAGACAGACAGAAACGCCUUUGACGAUGGCUGCCAGAAUGUACUCGCACAAACCACAAAGGAAAUACGACACAAACGUCAAAGAACAAAUCAGAAAUGGUAUCAAAUUCAAUCCGUUUGUAAUAAGAAAUCCAUACUUGAAAUAUCAAAUCUGCAACUCGUACAGUUAUAGUUUGUAACUGUUGGCUGACAGAAUUGCACACCAUACAACCGAGUGCUGUCUCAGAACAUACUGCAAAUCUGGAAAAAAAAAAGAAAAGAAAAUGGCUUCAAGGGGAAUGUAGUGCCUUGAGAGUUAAACAAUUUCCCCAUGAAAUUCAGCCUUCGAUCAAGAUGGUGCAUCCUUUCGGGUCACUAGAAAUCUAUUGUGUUUAUUGCAAUACCUAUUUACGUUCAAUACCCUUCCCCCAAUCCCUAAAUAAUAAUUGUUUACAGUUUUAAGGCUUUCUAGACAAAGCACCACACGACGUCUCUCAUGGUCAUCAAAAUAAACGUCUGCAAACUCUUUUGGUGUUACGAUCCCCUCAAAUACAAGCACAGUUUAACGUAUUCACAGAUCUUUAUUCCACAACUGUGACCUCGAACACUGGCCACUUGCAUGACUUUUGAUAUCGGAAUCCUAAACAAUUCCCUGUUCCUGCAGACUUUUACGUGAUGCGGUGCUUGAGAAUGUUGUCCAUAGGAACGAUUUUUUUGCAUGGUCACUGUAAAGUUUACAAAAUUCAGUCCAGGUUUAGAUUUGACGGUCAGGUCGGGGGUCAAAAAAGCUGUAGAACGCAUUACUCAAGGUAACGUUUGAGACCGUUUGGCUUCACCUUCUUAAGUGCAAUUUAACUUUAAAAUCCCAAGAAAAGGAAAAAGGGGGGUGAGGGUAGCCUUGUCAUGAGCCUUAUGCACUAACCAGGUGAAAGAGGAGAGGCUGUGGUUAACUUUAACACACCACAGACCUCUUGUAGCGAGCCAUACACUAAUUCCAGUGAGUUUCGUUAAGUUGUGUGGGUUUGUGUUUUUGUUUUGUUUUGGGUUUUUUUCUGUCCCGUUGUGGAUACCUUUAUUGGUGUAUGAAUUGGAUCUUGUAUAUUUUGAGGUUGGAGGAAGGUGCAAUAUUUAGUUUACACUUGUUAAUAUAAUAUUAAUAUAAUAGAUUUUAGCUUUUUUUUAUGCUGCUAGAAUGACACAGGUGAUCCAGUAUAUGAAAAACGAAGGCAAACAACACUAACUUUUCGCAACCACAGGUACAAACUCUAUCCCUGGUCAAAAUCUACCCAUAUAUACUCUGCUGCUGGAUGAGAACGAUAACCGAGUAUUAGACAUCAAGUCACUCAUUAAGUUCUGUCUGUGUUCUUGUUUAUAGAAUGUUGAUUUUCCUCAUUUUAGAGGGAUUUGGUCUAGCAUCCUGAACACCGUCCUGUUCAUUCACUUCCCUCUUCCUUAAACCGAUUUGCUCUUCGGUCCAGCAUGAUUAGCUUUGGUCCUAAACACUUCCUGCACUGCGUUUAAACAGCAAUACACAAAUAGUCGCCAAAUCCAGCCCUACUCCAAGCCUGCAAACUCGAUACUGUGAUGCCACAUUAACGUUACGCUGGGGUAUAAGGAAUUAAAUCAAAUCAGGAAGUAUGUCCAUUCGUCACACCUAGUAGUCAGAUUUGUCUAUUUUCUUUUUCCCCAAAAAUACUUUAAAUUAGACUAUCAAAUUUUGAUUGGGAUGACCUAGAGUCUUUGCUACACUUGGAACUUUUGCACUUGCCCCCUUUUGUAAUUUCAUGUUCGUCACUUGGACCAGCAUGUUGAAGCGCUCGAUUACACCCUUCAAAAUCGAGCCACGUUUAUAUACCCCGCAUUCGAAGAGGUCGUGAGCCGUGGUUCUGUCAAGCUGUGAAUUAUACAGGUUGCUUGUAAUUAAUGUAUGUACAGUUAUUUUGCUUUUGUAUUUCUUUUUUCUCUUCCCCUGUUUUCCCCUCUUCUUUAACAUGUAUGUGUUAUUGUUCCAUCAAUUCAGUUUGAAUUGGAUUUUUUUUUUUUUUAUGUAGGCUGUUAUGCAGAAUAUUCUGCUUCGGAUGAAAUACUUUUUCUUUUCUUUUUUUUAUAGAAAGAGAUUUCUGUCCUCUGUUGUUUUUUGUUUUUUUUUGGAUCCAGUUGCCAAGUCUGUAUACGCAUUUAGCAGAUGUGGAUCUGAAUUAUUCAUUGUUACCGUUUUCUACAUGAAAGCCAUGUUUCAUUGCUUCUGCUUCAACUUUUGCUCAUACAUUUGCAUUAAGUUUCUUCAGCCCAGCCUAAAAAAAGCUGCACUCUGAUCACAAAGACUGUAUAUGUUUAAUGAAAGAAAUGAAUAAACAUUAUUUUGUGCUUGAUAAUA
Messenger RNA from Hemibagrus wyckioides, 11302 nucleotides. RefSeq names its product serine/threonine-protein kinase WNK2-like. The transcript has 30 exons. Gene Ontology annotation, biological process: positive regulation of sodium ion transmembrane transporter activity; intracellular signal transduction; monoatomic ion homeostasis. Gene Ontology annotation, cellular component: cytoplasm; cytosol. Bases 927 to 8498 code for a protein of 2523 amino acids. Gene Ontology annotation, molecular function: potassium channel inhibitor activity; chloride channel inhibitor activity; protein serine/threonine kinase activity. The record is from RefSeq and is a predicted model, not a curated record. NCBI's taxonomy places the organism in Eukaryota, Metazoa, Chordata, Actinopteri, Siluriformes, Bagridae.